Acanthocheilonema viteae is the source of this 1218-nucleotide messenger RNA. Lineage: Eukaryota; Metazoa; Nematoda; Chromadorea; Rhabditida; Onchocercidae. The record is from the annotation of a GenBank genome assembly.
AUGAAACAAAUCCGGAAAGUGGUGUGUGCAAUUUCCGGUGGUGUUGACAGUGCAGUUUCUGCAUAUUUGUUGAGAAAGCGGGGAUUUAAUGUAAUUGGCGUCCAUAUGGUGAAUUGGGAUCGUGUUGAAGAGGGUUCAGGCAAAUGUCCGCAGUCUGUAGACGAAAAAGACGCGGAAAAAGUGUGCAGCCAUUUACAAAUACCCUAUUAUGUGAUUAAUUUUGUAGAUAAAUAUUGGAACGAGAUUUUUACAUAUUUGUUGGAUAAUUAUCGUAGAGGAAGAACGGUAGUAUCUGAUGUACUUUGCAAUAAAACAAUAAAAUUCGAUCAAUUUCAUAAAUAUGCAUUCGAUGAGCUUCAAGCGGAUGCUGUUGCAACAGGCCAUUUUGCAAGGACAAGUUUUGGUGAUUUUUUGGAGGAGCGUUUAGAAACUGGAUUGAUUCGAUUGCUCGCUGCUGUGGAUCCGAUCAAAGACCAAACAUUCUUCCUGUCGACUUUAACUCAAUCGCAGUUGAGGAGAUCAAUGUUUCCAGUAGGUUCGCUGACAAAGCAACAAGUACGCCAAAUUGCGGUUGAUAUUGGGAUGGCUGAAAUUGCCGAAAAACCAGAAAGCAUGGGACUUUGCUUCAUUGGAAAAAGAAAACGUUUCGAUGCUUUUAUUGAUCAGUAUAUUGAACCUGUAGUCGGUCCAGUAAAGGAUAUUGAUACUGGUAAAGUUGUUUUUGAACACAAAGGUAUACAUCACUAUACAAUUGGUAAACGAAUUACAAUGGUACCUGACCACUGUCAGAGCGCAGUUGGUUUAUUUGUUGCUGGUCUUGAUGGUAAAACUCAAACUGUGUGGGUGUGUCAAGGAUCUCAUCAUCCAGCUCUAUUUGCUUGCGAAUUUGUCGUUGAAGAACCUCUUUGGAUAUCUGAAUGUCCUAUAAAUGAUACAGGAACUAUAAAAACGGAAUUUCGUUGCCAGAGAACACAUCCAGCACUUCUUUGUGAAGUUACUCGACUUGAAAAGGGACUUUUAAAAGUUAAACCAUAUAAUCCAAUUCGAGCCGCUGCGCCUGGCCAGUCAUUUAGUGCCUUGGAUCAAAUUGGUUGUGGUGGUGGGUUAGGUGCCGAGGCAGACCAAUUUGUAAAGAAACGUCGCGGUCCACAGCAUACACAGGCUAUUGGUGGCAGUGGUGGUAGGGUUAGUGGUGGCAUCGAUCCUUGUCGUUUCUGA